This is a messenger RNA of Oncorhynchus tshawytscha (Chinook salmon), 939 nucleotides long. Its product is annotated as bromodomain-containing protein 4-like. The transcript has a single exon. The record is from RefSeq and is a predicted model, not a curated record. NCBI's taxonomy places the organism in Eukaryota, Metazoa, Chordata, Actinopteri, Salmoniformes, Salmonidae. Bases 1 to 939 code for a protein of 312 amino acids.
AUGACUAAUGCAACCACCUCUGCUGCAACAACUGCUUCUUCAACUGCAGCUGUGACCACCACCACUCUGGCAGAUGUCACCAUGACCCAUCCGGCAAUGGCCAAAACCACCACCACCUCUGUUCCGGCAGCAACCACCACCACCGCUGUUCCGGCAGCAACCACCACCACGCUGUUCCGGCAGCAACCACCACCACCGCUGUUCCGUCAGCAACCACCACCACCGCUGUUCCGUCAGCAACCACCACCACGCUGUUCCGGCAGCAACCACCACCACCGCUGUUCCGUCAGCAACCACCACCACGCUGUUCCGGCAGCAACCACCACCACGCUGUUCCGGCAGCAACCACCACCACCGCUGUUCCGGCAGCAACCACCACCACGCUGUUCCGGCAGCUACCACCACCACGCUGUUCCGGCAGCAACCACCACCACGCUGUUCCGGCAGCAACCACCACCUCCGCUGUUCCGUCAGCAACCACCACCACGCUGUUCCGGCAGCAACCACCACCACCACCUCUGUUCCGGCAGCAACCACCACCACCGCUGCUCCGGCAGCAACCACCACCACGCUGUUCCGGCAGCAACCACCACCACCGCUGUUCCGGCAGCAACCACCACCACGCUGUUCCGGCAGCAACCACAACCACGCUGUUCCGGCAGCAACCACCACCACCGCUGUUCCGGCAGCAACCACCACCACACUGUUCUGGCAGCAACCACCACCACCACCUCUGUUCCGGCAGCAACCACCACCACCGCUGUUCCGGCAGCAACCACCACCACGCUGUUCCGGCAGCAACCACCACCUCCGCUGUUCUGGCAGCAACCACCACCACCACCUCUGUUCCGGCAGCAACCACCACCACCGCUGUUCCGGAAGCAACCACCACCACCUCUGUUCCGGCUCAGCCACCACCACUGCUGUCCCACCAACUGA